AUGAGAAACCAUACAACACUAACCACCUUCAUCCUCCUGGGAUUGACAGAUGACCCUCAACUGCAGAUUCUGAUUUUCAUAUUUCUACUUAUCACCUACAUGCUGAGUAUAACUGGAAACCUGACCAUAAUCCUCCUCACAUUAGUGGAUUCUCACCUCAAAACUGCCAUGUACUUUUUUCUCCAAAACUUUUCCUUCUUAGAAAUCUCAUUCACUUCUGCCUGCAUUCCUAGCUUCUUGUACAGUCUAUCAACAGGCGACAGGACCAUUACCUAUAAUGCUUGUGCAUCCCAAGUAUUUUUUAUAGCUCUUUUUGGAAUAACAGAAUUUUUCCUCCUGACCAUCAUGUCCUAUGAUCGGUACGUGGCCAUCUGCAAACCCCUGCACUAUGUGAGCAUCAUGAAUGACAAGGUCUGCAAAAGGCUUGUCUUCUGCUGUUGGAUGAUGACUUUAUUGACCCUAUUCCCACCAUUUUCCUUGGUCCUGGACUUAGAAUUCUGUGACUCUAAUGCCCUGGACCACUUUGUCUGUGAUGCUAAUGCUAUCCUGAACAUCUCAUGCUCAGAUACAAGGUUCCUAGAGCAGCUGCUUAUUGUCUGCUCUGUGUUGAUCUUCAUCAUGACUCUCUUGUGUGUGGUUUUAUCCUACAUGUAUAUCAUCAGAACCAUUCUAAGAUUCCCCUCUGUUCAGCAAAGAACAAAAGCCUUUUCCACCUGUUCGUCCCAUAUUAUUGUGAUUUCUAUCACAUAUGGCAGUUGUAUUUUUAUCUAUGUCAAACCUUCAGCAAAAGAUGAGAUGACCAUUAACAAGGGAGUGUCAGUCCUCACUACUUCCAUCUCCCCCAUGUUAAACCCAUUUAUUUAUACUCUGAGGAACAAACAAGUGAAACAAGCCUUUAAUGACUUAGUCAAAAGAAUCAUGCUGCUCUCAAAGAAUUAG
Messenger RNA from Talpa occidentalis (Iberian mole), 939 nucleotides. Its product is annotated as olfactory receptor 6C2-like. Gene Ontology annotation, cellular component: membrane. Gene Ontology annotation, molecular function: olfactory receptor activity; G protein-coupled receptor activity. The transcript has a single exon. The coding region runs from base 1 to 939 and encodes 312 amino acids. Gene Ontology annotation, biological process: G protein-coupled receptor signaling pathway. Lineage: Eukaryota; Metazoa; Chordata; Mammalia; Eulipotyphla; Talpidae. The record is from RefSeq and is a predicted model, not a curated record.